Molecule: messenger RNA, 1035 nt
Organism: Indicator indicator
Lineage: Eukaryota; Metazoa; Chordata; Aves; Piciformes; Indicatoridae
Gene: GPR82
Product: G protein-coupled receptor 82
Exons: 1
Coding region: 1-1035 (344 amino acids)
Biological process (GO): G protein-coupled receptor signaling pathway
Cellular component (GO): membrane
Molecular function (GO): G protein-coupled receptor activity
Source: RefSeq, a predicted model, not a curated record
AUGAAAAAUUCAACAUGUCUUCAGCCAUCCUUAGCUACCACUGUAGCUCUGCCAGUCAUCUACUCUUUCCUAUUUCCUGCUGGACUUUUCGGAAACAUUCUUGCCGCGUGGAUCUUUUCAAAGCAAGCCCCCACAAAAAGAACACAAUACGUUUACCUGUCAAACCUUGUCACUGCAAACUUACUCAUAUGCAGCACAAUGCCUCUCCUGGCUACCUAUUUUGCAAGAGGGCACCAAUGGACUUACCAGUCUGUGGUCUGUAGAAUAGCAAAUAACUUUGGGACUCUGAUUAUGCACGUCAGCAUGUACGUUACCAUCGUUAUUUUAUGCUCAAUUGCUCUAAGUCAGUAUGCCACACUGAAGAAAAACAGCGAUGCAAAACAUUCUCCAGCAGCCAAUGAAAACUUCCACAGAUGUGUACUUAACAAGUUUCGUCAGCCAGAGUUUGCUAAAUAUUUGUGCAUUGUUAUAUGGCUUACUGUGUUCUGCAUAACAGUAGCAGCUAUAAUACGUAAUAAUAUCCUGGCAAAUGCUGUGGGAGAAUUUCACACUUGCUACAGCAUCAGUAUAGAAGCUGGUAAGUUUACCUCGAUGCUCGCAGCUUCUCUUGCCACUGCCUGUUUUUUUGUAUCCUUUAUGACAGUUUUGUUGUCAUACUACUGUCUUAACAGACAUCUGAGUAAAAUACAAAAAAAUACCUGUAUUGGCGAAAAACAUCUAAUUUAUGGCACAGUGAAAAGAAACAUUCUUGUCAUCCAAAUAAUAUUAACAGUCUGCUUUCUUCCAUAUAAUAUUUUUAGUCCAUUUUUUUAUGUACUGCUUCCAGGUAAUGACUGCAAAAAGUCAAACUAUCUAGUGGAAAUUAAAAACUUCCUUAACUGUCUUGCUGCUGCUAAGAGCAGUUUAGAUCCAGUUAUAUACCUUUUGCUAGAUAAAACAUUUAAGAGAAGCUUGUAUGGCCUGUUCACAAAAUCAAUACCAGAACACCACAAAGGUAAAGCUGAUAUUUUCACUGAAGAGACUCCUGAUAUUUGA